AGCCACGCCCCUCUGCCUUCUAAUUCUCCUCUUAAAGGAGCACGCACUUUUUAACUCUUCUCGGGUUUGGGAGUUACUCAGAGCGCCAUGGGCUUUAAAACAGGACUCUGAAGUCUUUCCCUGGGAGUAUGGGUUAUCCUUCGUUCUAGAGUUUCUUUGUUUCCUCAGAGUGCAAUUGCAUUCUCCCUGAGCUUCCUUGCUCCUCCAGCUCUCACUACUACCUCCUUAAAAUAAGGAAUAAGGUGGCUGAAAAACUGUGUCAUUUAAUUAAUAAAACCAGGGUCAGGCAAGGGAAGGUCGAGUGGGUGGAGUCAAAAUCUGAUUGACAUUUUGUAAAGACCAUUUCUGCCAGGUGGAGGAUGUACCUUAGAGGGCAAGGGUAGAUGCAGGGGACCAGUAGAGGGGCUACUGCAAUAGUCCUGGCAAGAGAUGACCGGGACAGGAUUAGCGAUGGAGCAGUGGAAAUGGUGAGAAGUGCUCGGAUUCUGGAUCUUUGUUGAAGGUUAAGUCAACAGCUUGAAAAACUAAAAGGAUAGUGGAGAUGGGGAAACUGGGAGAGCAGCAGGUCAGGGAGAAUAACUGUGUUGAUUUAAGCCAGCAGGAGUGUGGUUAUUUGUUGUAGCAGCAUUAGGAAAUGAUUCCAAUGGGGUAGGUCCAAACUGAGAGUUCCAUUUUGAUCAUAUUGACCUUGGCUGCGACAUCCAGAUGGGGCUGCUGAGUCCAGGUCUGGAGCUCAGGAGGGAGGUCAGGAUUGUAGUCAGAGACUUGGGAGCCAGUGACAUAUUCGUGAAAUUUUAACAGCUUGGGCCUGAGAGAGGGGUUCAAGGCCGAGGAAGGCCUGCAGUGCUGUCCAACCUUUUCUACAGCGGGGCUCUCCCUGACAGUGAAAUAACCACAGGCAAGUCCAGGGUCGGCAGCAUCGGUGGGUCAGCCAUAGGCCGGCAGCCUGGACACUGAGGCCCCUGGAAGCCACUCCCGCCCCCUCAGGCAACACUGGUGGGGAAGGUCUGGGAUGGCCUGAGCUGAGAGGACAGGCAAGGACCAAGCUUUGGGCAAGCCACAGGUCAGAGGAGGCUGAGGAGAGGCUGAGAGGUGGGAGGGGCAGGACAGAUGGGGCCAGGCAUCAACAGACACUGAGCAACGUGGAGUGCUCAGCGAGGGGUGGAGUUUGACCUCUGCAAGGGAGGUGGUGUUUAGAUCCUUGUGAGCAGAGUUAAGGUUAGACUUCAGAAGGAAAGACACAAAACAAAAACACGAGGCCAGUUGAUUCUCUGCGAAGAAUGGACUUUGGGAUGCCUCUGCAGCAGCCUCAGCCCUCCCAGUUGCCCUUUAUUCCCUUCCUCCCGCCAGAUCCCCAGGGGACUGGGCCACCCCAGACCUUGCUACUUCCUGCUCCUGACAGCCACUGCUCUGAGCCCAUGGAGCUGUGGAGGCAGCUGAGGGAGGCUGGACUGGUGCCUCCCUGGCUGGGCCCACCCCCACGGGCCCUGAGGGGGGUCUCCCCAGUGCAGAGCCCUGGCCAGACCCGCAUGUCUCCAGGGACAGACACUGGAGGUGCCAGGGAGAGUCUGCUGCAGAUCUGGGAGGAGCUGGGCAAGCUGCGCCAAGCAGAUGUCCAGCUGCUGGGCCAGCUGUGCAGCUUGGGGCUGCAGAUGAAGGCGCUUCACGAGGAUCUGGUUGCCAUCCUGGAAGAGGAGGAGGACAGCUGUGAGGAAGAGGAGGAGGAGGAGGAUGAAGAACCCCAGAGGAAGCAGGAGGAAGAACACUUGGGGGCCUUCUGCCCAGCCCCAGGCCCCCCUGACUUUGAGAUGACCAUCUGAGGCUCUCCCAAGUGUGCUUUUAGAGUGAUACACAAAUAAGAUGCACAUGUAGGCAAAAGAGCGGGGAUAUUUGCAGGACAAAUCAGAUUCGGAAUCAAGCAUGCUGUUUGAGCAAGUGCUUUCUCUGAAGAUGUCUGCAGCGAGACGUAGGCAUUGGGCUGUGAGCUGGAGGUGUGUUUGCAGAUGACGUGGGAGGUUGCAGAGAAGCUGCAGGUGCAUUUGCACAUGAACUUUGUGCACAUUGCUGAGGAGACGUGGGUCUUUGCAAAUGUGACAGAGAUGCUUGCAGACAAGAUUAUAGAUCGAUGCUGUCCAGUGUGGUUGCCACUAGCUGCACGUGGCUAUUGAAACGUGAAGAGUCUGAAUUGAGAUGUGCUGUGAUCAUUAAAUACACACCAGAUUUUAGAGGCUUACUAUGCUAAAAAGAAUAUAAAAACAUCUCAGUAGCUUUUGAGACUAAUUCUUUGUUGAAAUAACAU
Messenger RNA from Microcebus murinus (gray mouse lemur), 2299 nucleotides. RefSeq names its product glutamate rich 4 (gene ERICH4). The record is from RefSeq and is a predicted model, not a curated record. Lineage: Eukaryota; Metazoa; Chordata; Mammalia; Primates; Cheirogaleidae.